UAAAUCAGUUAAGAAACAUGGGGAAUUGAAGACUCACAGUGAAAAGGUCAACGCCUUGAGAGAGGAAGUGACGAUUCAAAAUCUGAUAGAGAAGAAAAUUAAAUAUGUGGAACAUGCUUCUAAUUCUCCGUGCAUUUAUCAAUUUCUGAGCAUGUUGCUUGACUACGUCUUGCAAAACAUACACCAGGUCCAAACUCAAUCAAAAGUAAUCGACCGAAUUAAAGCGGUUGACAAGACUCAAGCUGAACGGCAACAAAAAAGGACUGCAAACAUUCAAGCUCGUAUUGAUGCAAAAAAAUAA
Molecule: messenger RNA, 301 nt
Organism: Cetraspora pellucida
Lineage: Eukaryota; Fungi; Glomeromycota; Glomeromycetes; Diversisporales; Gigasporaceae
Source: the annotation of a GenBank genome assembly